AUGGAGCGCAAGCAAAAUUUGAAGAGGAAAUUUGAUUUCACUGAAGAAGGUGUUGUUCGUGAAAACUCUCGCCGUCUAACUCUUGCCAACGAUAUUGCUCGACGCAUUGAUUUGUUAAACUCGGUUUCUUCGUCGUUGUCCGAUCCGGAUAUUGGUGCUGCUCAAAAUGAUCUCUGUUUUCUUUCCGGAUACGCCAAAGACGAGGAUAUUGUGGAUCUUAUGGUAGUUUCUGGUGUUGUUCCCGCUCUGGUGAAGGUUUUGCAUAUGCUGUCUAAUGUAGGUGAUUUUGACGCUGAUACUUAUGACGUGGAAAAAGACUGUGUCUCUAUCCUCGGUCAUCUCGCUGUCAAGCCGGAUCAUCAACAACUCAUUGUUGAUGCUGGAGCCUUGCCUUGUCUUGUAGAAUUGUUGAUGAGACCGAAAGCCCCUGGUGUUUCUCAAGCACUUUUUUCUAGUCUUCUUGGGAGAGCAGCUGAUGCAAUAACUAAUCUUGCUCAUGAAAAUAUCAACAUCAAGACCCUUGUCAGGUUGGAAGGUGGCAUCCCUCCUCUCGUUGAUUUGCUUGAAUUCAAUGAUACAAAGGUACAGAGAGCCGCUGCAGGGGCCCUGAGAACUCUUGCAUUUCAAAAUGCUGAGAAUAAAGACCAGAUUGUUGAAUGCGAUGCGUUGCCCACUCUUGUACUAAUGCUUGGAUCAGAGGAUCCUGCAAUACAUUAUGAGGCGGUUGGUGUGAUUGGAAAUCUUGUCCAUUCUUCGCCUGAAAUUAAGAGAGAAGUUCUUCUAGCAGAGGCUUUACAACCAGUUAUUUGCCUACUAAGUUCCCCCUGUUUGGAGACCCAAAGAGAAGCAGCUCUUUUAAUUGGUCAAUUUGCCACAACAGAUUCAGAUUGCAAGAUUCACAUUGCCCAAAGAGGUGCUAUAAUCCCUUUAAUCAAAAUGCUUAAGUCUCCAGAUUUACAACUUAGGGAAAUGUCAACUUUUGCACUUGGGAGGUUGGCACAGGACUCACACAAUCAAGCUGGCAUUGCUUACAAUGGAGGUAUAGAGCCUCUCCUCAAUCUUCUUGUCACAAAUAAUCCUUCUGUCCAACACAAUGCAGCUUUUGCUCUUUAUGCUCUUGCUGAUAAUGAGGACAAUGUUCCUCUUAUUAUUAAAGCUGAUGGCUUACAAAAACUACAGGAUGGACAUUUCAGUGUUCUACCUACUCAAGAGUGUGUAGCAAGGAUGUUAAAAAGAUUGGAAGAGAAGAUGCAAGGGAGAGUACUGAAGCAAAUGUUAUAUCUUAUGCGCUCUGGGGAAAAGGGUGUUCAAAAACGUGUAGCUCUUGCUCUUGCACAUUUAUGUUCCUCCAAUGAUCGUAAAACUAUUUUCAUUGACAAUAAUGGAUUAGAAUUGCUGUUGGAUCUUCUUCUUGAAUCUACAACCAAAAAGCAGAAGCGUGAAGCCUCUGCAGCACUUCACACAAUGGCUACUAAAGGAAUAGGUGCCUCUAUUGUUAAUCUUGCGCCUACAUCACCAACUGCUCAGGUUUACUUGGGUGAGCAAUAUGUAAACAACCCACUACUUUCUGAUGUCACAUUCAUAGUUGAAGGCAAACUCUUUUAUGCUCAUAGAGUUUGUUUAGUUUCAUCCAUUAUAUUUCGCGCAAUGUUUGAUGGGGGUUACAGGGAAAAGGAAGCCAAGGAUAUAGAGAUUCCAAAUAUUAAAUGGAAUGUCUUUGAGUUGAUGAUGAGAUUUAUAUACACCGGAACCGUAGAUGUUGAUUUGGAUGUUGCCCCAGACCUCCUUAAAGCUGCAGAUCAAUAUCUUCUUGACGGUCUUAAGCGUAUUUGUGAAUCUGUUAUUUCUGAGGAUAUUUCUGUGGAAAAUGUUUCACUAAUGUAUGUGAUGUCAGAUACUUAUAAUGCUACAUCAUUAAAAUAUUCAUGCAUACUCUUUAUCUUGGAGCAAUUUGAUAACUUGAGCUCCAAACCGUGGUAUUGUCCCUUUAUCCGUUGCAUUAAGCCAGACAUUUGGAACUUCUUCUGGACUUUACUUACCACGCCUAAACAUGAUGACUAG
Molecule: messenger RNA, 2061 nt
Organism: Vicia faba (fava bean)
Lineage: Eukaryota; Viridiplantae; Streptophyta; Magnoliopsida; Fabales; Fabaceae
Source: the annotation of a GenBank genome assembly